CGUAUGGAAGGCGAUAACCAAUAUAAGGUGAUCAUUGUUGGAGCCGGACCAUCGGGGCUAGCAAUGGCGGCAUGUCUUAACUUUCUUUCGAUUCCAAACGUUAUAUUGGAAAGAGAAGACUGUUUUGCUCCAUUGUGGCAGAAGAAAACAUACAAUCGCCUUAAACUCCAUCUUGCUAAGCCAUUUUGCGAACUUCCUCACAUGCCAUUCCCGAAGUCUUACCCUACUUUUGUUCCUAAGAAUCAAUUCGUUCAAUACUUGGAUGACUAUGUUAAUCACUUCGGAAUUACUCCAAGGUAUAACAGAUUCGUAGAGUUAGUUAACUAUGUCGAAGAGACCAAGAAAUGGAACAUCAAGGCGAGAAACAUCAACUCGGAAGAGGUGGAAGAAUAUAGUUGUGACUUUCUUGUUGUGGCAUCGAGAGAGACAAGUGACUCGUUCAUUCCGAAUGUGGAGGGACUAGAAACAUUCACCGGAGAAGUGAUUCACACCACUCAAUACAAGUAUGGUGGUAGAUUUGAAGGAAAGAAUGUGUUGGUUGUGGGAUCUGGAAAUUCCGGCAUGGAAAUCGCUCUUGAUCUUUCUAAUUAUGGUGCCAAGACUUCCAUUGCCAUAAGAAGCGAGACACAUUUAUUAUCGAGGACAAUUGUAAAUUUGGGAUUGUAUCUAAUGAAAUACAUGUCAGUGUAUUGGGUGGACUCGAUUAUGAUUAUGUUGAGCAAACUUAAAUAUGGAAGAGAUUUAACCAAAUAUGGAAUCAAAAGACCACAAGAGGGACCUUUUUUCUUGAAAGUCAAGUAUGGAAAGUAUCCCGUCAUUGAUGUUGGUACAGUCGAGAAGAUCAAGUCCGGCGAAAUCCAGGUUUUACCUGGAAUGGUUGAUAUUAAGGCAGAUGAAGUGUCAUUUAAUAAUGGGAAAUCAUAUUCAUUUGAUGUAAUUGUUUUUGCAACUGGGUUCAAGAGAUCGACUAACAAAUGGCUUAAGGGAGAUGAUUACCUUAUGAACGAGGAUGGAUUUCCAAAACCGAGUUUCCCAAAUCAUUGGAAGGGUCAAAAAGGGCUAUAUUGUGUUGGAUUUUCUAGGAGGGGUCUUUAUGGAGCUUCAAUGGAUGCAGUAAACGUUGCUAAUGAAAUCAACGCUAUUCUUACCGGCUAA
Molecule: messenger RNA, 1155 nt
Organism: Impatiens glandulifera
Lineage: Eukaryota; Viridiplantae; Streptophyta; Magnoliopsida; Ericales; Balsaminaceae
Product: probable indole-3-pyruvate monooxygenase YUCCA10
Exons: 5
Coding region: 4-1155 (383 amino acids)
Molecular function (GO): N,N-dimethylaniline monooxygenase activity; flavin adenine dinucleotide binding; NADP binding
Source: RefSeq, a predicted model, not a curated record